This is a messenger RNA of Acanthosepion pharaonis, 831 nucleotides long. Lineage: Eukaryota; Metazoa; Mollusca; Cephalopoda; Sepiida; Sepiidae. The record is from the annotation of a GenBank genome assembly.
AUGGACAAAUACCGUGGCUCGUCUCCUUACGUUUUCGAGGCGUACAUCCAUUUAUUAACCGGACGGGAUAUAACCAUUUGUGCGGAGCGAACCUUAUCCACCCUCAAUGGUUACUGUCAGUUGCACAUUGCUUCAAUCCUCGGAGAGAACAGUUUGAGUGAACAGGAAGAGACUCAAAAAAUGGUUGAAAUCGACAAAAUCGUCAUCCAUGAACUUUAUUCCUACUCUGGGAAUACCAAAUACGACAUCUCUUUACUGAAGCUUUCCGAGCCAGUGAUGGAAACGGAUUAUAUUAAGUUGAUUUGUCUGGAUCGAGAGAAAAUUGUCUUUCCGGGCGAAAUUUGCACAGUAGCCGGAUGGGGGGAGCAUUCUUAUGAGGGAAAUGGAUCCGCUUACCCCUUUCAAACGGAAGUAAACGUUUUAUCGAAAUCUCAGUGUGAAGACAGAAUCAAAGACAUUAAUAAAUCAGUGAGAUAUAUUUACUCAAAUUCGAAAACGACAUUUUGUGCGGAAUCCGACAAAGGAAAUGACACAUGUUAUGGUGAUUCAGGUGGUCCCUUACAGUGUUUUCGAAAUGGCCGCUGGUAUUUGACUGGAGUGACAUCUGCAGGGGGUAAACUUUCAAAUUUAUGGGAGAGCCUACAUGCCGGAUCUUCUUCUUCCUCUUCUUCUUCUUCCUCUUCUUCUUCAACUUCUUCUUUUUCUUCUUUUCCUCACCCUCCUUCUCCUGCUCCUCUUCCUUCUUGCUCUCAUUCUUCUUCUUCUUCUUCUAUUACUACUACUACUUCUUCUUCUCCUUCUCCUCCUCCUACUUCUUCUUUCUUCCUCUGA